Molecule: messenger RNA, 1633 nt
Organism: Carica papaya (papaya)
Lineage: Eukaryota; Viridiplantae; Streptophyta; Magnoliopsida; Brassicales; Caricaceae
Source: RefSeq, a predicted model, not a curated record
UUAUCCACCUUAAAAAGCUGAAAAAGAAAAAGAAAAAGAAAAAAAGAAAUCUCUCUCUCUCUCUCUCUCUUUCUUCGUCGAUUUUACUAGAAGCUCCGGCUCACAAGAAUUCCCACCGGAGACCAGCUGUAAUCGCUUACUUUAACGGCAAAAUCUGGAAUUCCGACCGGCAUAUGCCCGUAUCUGGUAUGGGGAUGCCCGGAGACGACGACGUCGUUUUGAUCCAGAAAGGAAAGAAGGACGGAGACCCCCACGUCAUAACCGUGAAUUGUCCUGAUAAAACCGGUCUGGGAUGCGAUAUUUGCAGAAUAAUUCUCGAUUUUGGGCUUUACAUAACAAAAGGAGGUAUUUCGACCGAUGGGAUAUGGUGCUACAUAGUGUUAUGGGUGAUACCUCAUUCUAAUUCACUUAUUGUUAAAUGGUCCAAUUUGAAGAACCGCCUUCAAUCUGUAUGCCCCUCUUGUACAAUGUCAAUUUUGUUCAAACCGGAGUCUCCUCGCCCCAAAACCUCACCGAUGUACUUACUAAAGUUCUUUUGCCUUGAUAGGAAGGGGUUAUUACAUGAUGUUACUCAAGUUCUUUGCGAACUUGAACUUACAAUUCAAAAGGUGAAAGUAACAACAACACCAGAUGACAGGGUUCUUGACCUUUUCUUUAUAACAGACAACAAGGAGCUUCUACAUACAAAAGAGCGGCAAGAUGAGACAUGCGAACAGUUGCAUGCUGUAUUAGGUGAAUCAUGCAUUAGUUGUGAACUUCAGGUGGCAGGUCCGGAGUAUGAGUGUCAUCAGGGUAUCUCCUCCAUUUCUCCUGCUGUAGCUGAAGAACUGUUCAGACCUGAGCUAUCUACCAUAGAAAGUUCACAAGCCCUCAGCCCAGAUAUGUCAAAAUUGAAGGAAGCCAAUGCUACAAUAGACAAUUCAUUGAGCCCAGCUCAUACCUUGCUUCAGAUACAUUGCAUCAAUCACAAGGGUCUCCUCUAUGAUAUAUUAAGAACUCUGAAAGACUGCAACAUUAAGAUAUCUUAUGGUCGGUUCUCACAGAAUACCAAAGGUUAUCGAGAUUUAGACCUCUUUAUUCAGAUGAAGGAUGGCAAGAAGAUUGUUGAUCCUGAGAAGCAAAGUGCAUUAUGUUCUCGUCUAAAGAUGGAGAUGAUUCAUCCAUUGCGUGUCAUCAUUUCAAAUCGAGGGCCUGACACGGAACUUUUGGUUGCUAAUCCAGUUGAGCUAUCAGGAAAGGGAAGACCGCGGGUAUUCUAUGAUGUGACACUUGCUCUUAAGGCACUUGGGAUAUGCGUAUUCUCAGCUGAAAUAGGAAGAUAUUCAAUGUCUGGCCGGGAAUGGGAAGUGUACAGGUUACUUUUGGACGAGAAUUGCAUGUUUCAACUGUCGACCAUGGUAGCAUCGAAUCUGAUUGCAGAUAAAGUGAGAAGAACAUUAAUGGGCUGGUGAGGCGGUUCAUUUUGCUUGUGGCGGCUGCAAAUGUCCUUUGUCCUGCACAGCAAUUUGAAGGCGCUCGAAUGCUUACUGAUCCAUUUGUACAAUACGCUAAUCUCCACUCGUAUGUAUAUCCCCUUGGCUUGUGUUCUUGGACACCGUUGAUUUAAUAAAAAUGUGAAGCAUAGCGUUUUUUA